Messenger RNA from Ooceraea biroi (clonal raider ant), 1742 nucleotides. Its product is annotated as MAP/microtubule affinity-regulating kinase 4. Gene Ontology annotation, biological process: intracellular signal transduction; protein phosphorylation. Gene Ontology annotation, molecular function: protein serine/threonine kinase activity; ATP binding. Lineage: Eukaryota; Metazoa; Arthropoda; Insecta; Hymenoptera; Formicidae. Gene Ontology annotation, cellular component: cytoplasm. The record is from RefSeq and is a predicted model, not a curated record.
AUGGAGAACAUCGUGCUGCAAGACGAGCGCAAGGAACAGAUCAAGAUAGUGGAAGCACUCACCAGUUCGAUGACAGAUGUCUUUCAUGAUUUCGUAGAUUUCGGACUCAGCAAUAUUUACGCCAGCGACGAUCCUCUGCGAACGCACUGUGGAUCUCCGGAGUAUGCUGCGCCGGAGCUUUUCGUCGUAGGUAAACGAUAUGGACCGGAAGUAGACUUAUGGAGUCUAGGAGUCGUAUUAUACGGGAUGACCAUCGGUCGACUUCCAUUUCUGUGUCCUCGCGACGAGUGGACGUCGUUGGAGGAACGUCGACGGAAGCUGAUGAUCCAGAUCAACAGGGGCUUGACGUCGAUUCAAGAGAAAGCCAUGUGCCAAACGUCCAAAGAGUGCAGGAACUUGAUAAACCGCCUGCUCGUUCCAUCAGCUCGCGAGAGGAUCACCAUUCGAGAGAUCCUUGACCAUCCGUGGAUCCUUGCGUCGUCGAAGAGCAAUCUUCACCUUUGCUCCGAAGACGACUUGAACGUCUCCGAUCAUCUCAUGAUAGUAAACGAGAUUGCGACGGCGAUGCGAACUACCGUAGCUGCUGUCGAGGCUGAAAUAAUAAAACGAAAGUACGGGGAAAUCGGUGGCAUGUAUAAUAUCAAGGUACAUAAAUUGUAUCAAACAGCCAGCGCUGCUGCUUAUCAGUUAGCAUCACAAUUUCUUCGAAAUUCUACGCGUCGAACUAAAAAUGCAUCGUCGUUGGCCAUGACAAUCAAAGCCGCCAAAGAUAAUCUUCGGAAUCGCACAUCCACGAAUUCUGAUAAUAACGGCCACAUAAUCAUCAUGAAACGCGGACAGAUGCAAGAUCAAUUGAUAAAAAAAUCUUUACCACGCAAUUCCACGACAUGGCAACACCACUCUGAACACGGAAAUCACUGUUCCGAACGAAAAACUUCAGGAAUUUAUCAUGAUACAUUUAUCAUGAAUAAUACUGCAUCCUUAUCGCGUCAGCAACAUCAUGCGUCACAAAUCACGAAAAAUCAAGGCGAAAGGAUCUCGGAUUGGCGAUUGUGCAAGUAAGGAAAACUUAAUUUUUGCAAUAAACAAACUAAUUAUUUUAUGUAUUAUGAAUAGAGACAAGACACAUCAGGCGAGGAACUCUACUUGUUACACUAAUCCCAAAAAAACGGGAAAAAAUGGAGAUUUCUUUGAGAGCCGUGUAGCGAACUGCGAGGUAGCUCCUAGUUCUUCGAUUUUGCGAACCUACUCGCGUGUUAGUAGCGAAAGCGUGCCUGCUCCGCGAGUUAAAGUAAGAAUACAAAGUUUUUAACGGAGAUAAUACGCUCGGAAAAAUUACGUUAAUGAAACAAAUGCACUGUGAUUGCGCAACUUAUAAAUAUUAAAAUUAAUUUAUGCAAUGUUGCUUAUUGCAUAUAUCAUAUUUUUUCAAAAGGAGAGUUUUCAUAAAAAGAUUCUCAUUCCACCAUGGCGAUAUCGAGUUGGAAGUGCAAGGACUAGAAGGGAUACAUGAAACUAAAGACAUAAUUUCGGAACGACUGGACGUAAUGGCAAUGCAUUACACUCUGAUGACUGUAAUGCAACGAAGAUAAGCUUGUUGGGAUUGAAAAUUUAUUUCGUUCAAUCUCUUACUUUAAUAUCGCAAGUUUUAUCAUCUACUAUCAACUGAAAGAGAAAUCUCGGCGAUAUAACCUAAAUUAAAAUUAAAUUGCAUUAAGGGGGGAACCUGCUUUAGAACGUUG